Molecule: messenger RNA, 1224 nt
Organism: Striga hermonthica
Lineage: Eukaryota; Viridiplantae; Streptophyta; Magnoliopsida; Lamiales; Orobanchaceae
Source: the annotation of a GenBank genome assembly
AUGUCCACCGCCACCUCCGGCACCGCCCUCCAAACCCCAAUCCUCGAUUCAGAAACCUCCUCCCUCCUGCAGCGAAUAGCAGAAGAGGGCGGCUACGCCUUCGCCUCCAUGGUCGCUCGGGCGGCCGCCGGCGACACCCGCGCGGCGGAGGCCGCCCGGGAGAUGGCCUGGGAGCAGCUCCACUCCGGCCCCUGGCACUCGGUCGUCCCAAUUUGGAGGGACGCCUACGCAAUGGCCUGUCUCCACGUGGCCAAGCACCAUUAUUCGUCCGGGGAGCUGACGCUCGCCCUCAAAUCGCUGGAUAUGGGCCUCAUCAUGGGCGGAUUGACCCUCAGAGACGAUUUGAAUUCGUGCAUUGGGAAGGUCAGUGAUGCGUUGAGGAGAAAGGAGCUUAGUGAUAAUGGCGGAGGGUUGCAGAAGGGUGAGUGGUAUAGGGAUUUCAAAUUGGCAGAGGUGGUUAAGUUGUUACCUGUGAAGUCGCUUUCCUCUGGGACAGUGAGGAAAAGACGUGGUCUGUCUUUCGAAGGAUUCAUGCUGGAUCAUUUUGUUCCUGGUUCUCCAGUGAUAAUUAGUGACUCUAUGGAUCAUUGGCCAGCCAAGAGUAGAUGGAGUGACAUGAAUUACCUUAAAAAUGUUGCAGGCUUUCGUACAGUUCCAGUUGAGGUCGGAAGAAACUAUCUAUCCCAAGAUUGGAAGCAAGAGCUAAUCACUUUCUCUGAGUUCCUAGAAAGGAUUCAAGCAGGCGACUCUUCAUCUGCAAACACGACAUAUUUAGCCCAGCACCAACUGUUCGAUCAGAUACAGGAAUUAAAGAAGGAUAUUGUUACACCUGACUACUGUUUUGCUGGUGGUGGGGAUAUGAGGUCGAUUAAUGCCUGGUUUGGUCCAUCUGGAACAGUUACCCCAUUGCAUCACGAUCCACAUCAUAAUAUCCUUGCUCAGGUUGUGGGCAAAAAGUACAUUAGGCUCUAUCCUGCUUCAUUGUCAGACGAGGUCUACCCUCAUGCUGAGUCGAUGCUAAGCAAUUCCAGUCAGGUUGAUCUAGAUAACAUAGACGAGAAAGAGUUUCCAAGAAUAUUGGAUUUGGAGUUUGUGGAUUGCAUACUAGAGGAAGGUGAAAUGCUAUACAUCCCUCCAAAGUGGUGGCAUUAUGUGCGGUCCCUCACUCCUAGUUUUUCGGUUAGCUUUUGGUGGAGCCAUGAAGGGAACUCAUCAGAUACCUAA